UUUUGCUCUCCAUCUUUUUCACUCUUCCCCCAUCUAGUAACCUAGCUUAUCAUCCACUCUCACUGUUGCUCUCUCCUCACCUCCCAUCAUCAUCAUCACCACCACCAUGACUGAUCAUCCCUACACUAAUUACUUCCAUGGAUUCUUCAACCAUCCCAACCCUGCAAAUCACCAUUUCCCUUCAUCUUCUUCAUCUUCUUCCACUAACUAUACCUUCCACUCAUUCUACAACUUCCCACCUUACCCACAGUUCCACCCAUACCUGCAACCAUCCUCUCCCUCUUCUCCCCCUCUCAGAGAAGCCCUCCCUCUCCUCAGUCUAAGCCCAAGCAGGGCUGAGAAUAAUAACAACAAUGAUUCUGAGGGUGAUGAAGAUGUGAGUGUGGACUUGAACUUAGGGCUGCCUAACCAUAGCCCUGCUGAUCUGCAGAUUUCUGGUUCUGGGCUUUCUUCUUCAUCACACAAUGAAGAAGAUAAUAACAACAAGAUGGAGGAUCAUAGCCAAGAAGGAGUCACACUGCAUAAGGGUCAGUAUUGGAUCCCCACCCCUUCCCAGAUUCUGAUUGGCCCCACACAGUUCUCUUGCCCUCUUUGCUUCAAGACUUUUAACAGAUACAACAACAUGCAGAUGCACAUGUGGGGGCAUGGGUCGCAGUACAGAAAGGGACCGGAAUCGCUCCGGGGAACGCAGCCGACGGCGAUGUUGAGGCUGCCGUGUUUCUGCUGCGCGGCGGGCUGCCGGAACAACAUCGACCACCCACGGCCGAAGCCGCUGAAGGAUUUCCGGACGCUGCAGACGCACUACAAGCGGAAGCACGGGAUCAAGCCGUUCAUGUGCCGGAAGUGCGGGAAGGCGUUCGCCGUGCGCGGCGACUGGCGGACGCACGAGAAGAACUGCGGCAAGCUCUGGUACUGCUCCUGCGGCUCCGACUUCAAGCACAAGCGCUCCCUCAAGGAUCAUAUAAGGGCGUUUGGGGAUGGCCACACCGCCUGCGGGAUCGACUGCUUUGAUGAGGAAGAUGAAGCGGCUUCUGAAAUCGAGCAAGAUACCUAGCUAACGGCUAAUAAUAACUAUAUUAUUAACCGCUUUAUAAAAGUUCAUUGGGAUAUAUAUCUCUAAUAUUCAUCCGUUUACUUAUAUAUUUUAAUGAAACUUCUAUUUGUAUUUUAUAUAUUUA
Ipomoea nil (Japanese morning glory) is the source of this 1178-nucleotide messenger RNA. RefSeq names its product zinc finger protein WIP2-like. The record is from RefSeq and is a predicted model, not a curated record. NCBI's taxonomy places the organism in Eukaryota, Viridiplantae, Streptophyta, Magnoliopsida, Solanales, Convolvulaceae. The transcript is spliced from 2 exons. Gene Ontology annotation, molecular function: DNA-binding transcription factor activity. Gene Ontology annotation, biological process: anatomical structure development; regulation of gene expression. Gene Ontology annotation, cellular component: nucleus. Bases 107 to 1054 code for a protein of 315 amino acids.